CGACGCUGAGACAGAGGAAACGAGGCGAGACAACCAGUGUUGUGCGCAAGCAAGCGCAAGUGCGUACAUGCGCGCAGCAUUAUAGAUUUUGGUUCUUUCCCGGGAGGGUAACUGCAGCAGUGUCUAUUUGCCAUCGCGAGGGUGGCGAGCCCAUCUGUGACCUCCCGAAACGCAGAAAACUGGGUUUUUUCUCGGUCAUUUCCUCCCGGCCGCCUUGACUGCUGUCCUGCUGGCGCCGGGAUUGGGAUCCCGGACAGCUGGUGCUUGCUCGAGACAACAAACAGCUUCUGUCGUCUCGUGGCGAAGCGACGAUUUUUUUGUCACCACUUCCCAAAGUUUUCCUGCUGGACAGGCGAGGCGCAAAACGGGAAUGUGCUGGUUUUUUCAAAGACUCGCGCCACUCCCUUUCGUAGGCGUUCCAGAGGCAUUUUGCCGGCUUGGGUGCACGGUGUCCCCGCCUUGAAGAGACCCUGAUUCUUUGUAGCCCCGUUUCCGUGAAAUCUACAAGAGCAGACCCGUUUUUCGUUCUAAGUCCUCUCGCUCCCUGCAUCUGGCGUUUAGUGACCGUUCAUCGCUCCCGUUUUGUCCAUCCUCCUCGCUCUUCUCAGCAUCGUUCGGUCUUGUUUCCCUUGCGUUUCUUGCCGCCUCCACCCCCUGUGACACUCCGUUCCUCUCUCUUUUGCUUCAUUCGACUGCCCCCUUGCUUUUUUGCAGGUUCCACGAUGAAUCCUGCUCAUUCUAUCGAGCCUUCUGCAGAGAGCGGCGGCGCCCAGCCGUCUGACUCUGUGCUGGCUUCCGGAGCUGGCGCCGCCUCCUUGAGCACCCCCGUUUUGCGUGCGUGCUCAUCUGCGCCGCAUCUCACCGAGAGUCGCCUUCCUGGUAGUCUUCAGCUGGUGAACGGUCGACACGAGAGGCUGCCCGCCAAUUUUGGCUCGGUCUCGCAGCGGAUGACUGUGAACGACCACACAGUCGUGUGCCUUUCUGCAGACAUCACCCCGCUGCACCUGAGCGCUGCUGUGACCGACUGCGGGCUGGACAUGCAAGAAAUUAAGUCGAAACGCACCAAUACGCAGAAUUCGCUCGACUUCGAGGGUGCCGCGUUGCACAUCUCGCCGGCCGCAGCUCCUGUUGUGGCUCCAGGUGCCGAUACAUCCGGCGACAAGCAGCUGCACCAUCUGUCGGAAGCGACCGAUGCAGCAGUUGCCUCGUUUCCGGCGAACGCUUCUGAAAAGCCAGCGGGUUCGGCUGCAGCGAGUCCGUCAGGUGGGACGACUGGACCGGUCUCGCGUUUUGACGGCGCGGUUAUAAAGCCCGUCCCCGGCAGCGACACUGGCAAGGUGCACGCAGAAGCCGAUAACUCGAUGCAUGCGCCGGGAAGCCGCGCUCACCUGCUUGGCGACCCGGUCGCCUUGUCCGCGGGCACUGGCGUCUUUGCGCCGGCGACCGAUCCGAGUGUCGCGACCGCCGCGACGCUUUUGUCUUCGUCGUCUCCGGGGACUUCGGGUGUGACGACGACGUUGCUCCCGCAGAAGCCGCUGAUUCUGAUCAUUAUCACGGGCGGGACGAUCUGCAUGGACUACGGCGGCGAGUUGUCUUCGAUGCGGCCGACACGGCUCGCGCAGCGUCUGCAGGACUUGCCUGAAAUGCGGGAUCCGAACUUGCCGUACUUCGACGUGCUCGAGUGGGAUACACUGGUCGACAGCAGCGAAAUCGGCCUACCGCAGUGGCGGCUCCUGGCGCAGCAGAUCCACAAUUUUUACGGCGACUAUGACGGCUUCGUGGUUCUCCACGGGACAGACACCAUGGCAUAUACAGCCGCCGCACUCUCGUUCAUGCUCGAAAACCUGGGAAAGCCAGUGGUGAUGACGGGUGCGAUGCUGCCGAUGAUGCAUAUCUCCACGGACGCGAAGCGAAACCUCGCGGUCUCUAUGAUGAUGGCCGGCUACUCGCAACUCACCGAACUGGUGGUGAUCUUUGGCUCCCGCGUGCUGCGCGGCACCCGCGUUAGCAAAGUCGACUGCUCCCGGAUCGACGCCUUCGAGUCGCCGAACUUCCCUGCCCUUGGAUGCGUCGGCGUCGACGUCGUCCUCCACGACGAACUCCUCCUCAAACCACCCGUCCGCGGAUUCCGCAUCUUCACCCAGUUCUGCCUGAACGUCGCCGUCGUCCCCAUCACGCCGUUCCUCCCGGUCGACCGACUGAAGCGCGUGUUCGAAGAUCCGAAACGCCCCCUCGCCGUCGUCCUCCAGCUCUACGGCUCCGGCACCGCGCCCAGCACCAAGGAACUCCUCGACACCAUUAAGGCCGCGAUCGAAAACGGAAUCAACAUCGUCGCCACGACCCAGUGCCGACGCGGCUCGGCCAACCUCCUCGCCUACGAAAGCGGCGUCUGGCUUUCCAACCUCGGGGUCAUCAACGGGAAGGACUUAACCCUCGAAGCGUGCGUCGCCAAACUCGCGUACCUCAUGGGGAAAGGCUACACAGGGGCGCCACUGAAAGACUUGAUGGAAUCGGACAUCCGCGGCGAACUGACGGAGUCGCCGAACAAAGUCAGUGGCGUGAGCAACGUGCUGGAUGUAGCCGAGGUGCAGGGCGACCGAUCAAAGAGCUGCGUCCGGGACGAGAAGCGCGAGAUGUUUGCCCAGUCCCCGUCGCAGGGCGGAAACGAAGAGAAGCUCGUCUCUCAGAACCUAGGAGCAUGCACACUCUACCGGCACCGGCCGAGAGAACUCGCCGAGGCGUAGACAAUCGCCGUCGCCUCAGACAGCAGAUGCCAGGCAGCUGGAACGCAGGGGGAGUGAAUCGCAAGAACGUGGACUUAGUGAAUUACGAGGAAGUGGAGAAGUGACACUCCCCACAAGAUGGAGACAGUGAAUGCAGUGGGCGAAGAGAGAAAGAGGACACAGCCACGACUUCGGUGUCGUGAGUCUCGCGGAAAAUCAGCGAAGCCACUGCUUCCAGCAGAGAACGUCCGCAGACGCCGCACCCAUGUAAUUCCAAAUUGUUCCAUUGCAAGCCUUGUUAAAUGCAUGCGUUUGUGUACUUGUGUGUGGAUCGGCACAUACAAGUCUUUUCUUUCUAAAUGUACAGUGUCAUGUGUCGAAACGCCGGCGCGUGUUUGCGCGCCAGUCUUUUUUGCCACCGGGUCUACCACGACGUCAAUGGAUACCGAGAGGAGCAAGGUCGAGGCUGAAGUUUGUGAAGAGCCGGAACAUUCGCACGGAAAAGGGCAUUUGAUGAGUGCAUGCGCGUCAGGAAGUCGUGUAGCUGUGUUCACGAAGUUGUGCGUCGUUUUCGAUGAGGGGGUGUGUGCUGUCCAGCGGCACCGCGUUGCUUGUUUUUGUGGUGGCCCUCCAUUUGUCUUUCUUCUCUUGCUCAGAAAGCAUCUUGUCACCGCUCUCGGGCGAAGGAAGAAAAGCACACCGCGUUUGACAGAGUUGAGCUGCAGCGUAGGCAACACAUUUGAUAGCCUAGACACCUAGAAAACAUGCGAGUCGCCCGCUGUCAGUAGCCCAAAGUUCGGCGAGAGAACUGCCGAGAGUUUGCGUCGCCUGUCUGAGAGGCAGAUCGCGGAAAGUCGGGUCUCUCGCGCGUCGGUCUCACGUUUUCCAUGAAGAGUCUUCCGUGGGUACGGCGGGGUCAGGAUUCGCUUCUUAGUUUCUUGUCCGUGGAAACCGCCGACGACCAUUUCACCGGUGCGAAGUGUCACGCACGUUUAGCAACACACUUUUUUGGGUAUUGUACCGUCAUCCGAAGACGGGAUGCGCGGCAGAGCAACAGACAGAGCAGGCUGUCAUGUAAGUAUCCGGCCGAUCAAUGAAGUUCUGUGCAACCGAAAUGCCGCAGGGCGGCGUUCAGUCGCAUCGAAACGCGAGACACAACAUGCAAUGAUCAUCGCAACCGUGGUGUGCUAACACAGUCGACGUGGGAUCGGUAAACAAGCACAUUCCAGAUCCAGACUACUGGAUGAACUAAUUUUUUCACUGAUUCUUGCUCCAGACCAGUUGCGGAGCAGUGAGCCACCAUCGAUGUGCAGACGCAGUCCGAUGUUUGUAGCUCACACUCUCCCACUUUGCGAGGGCGAGUCCACCUCAGGAGAGCACGGCAGUCGCAGUUGGGCUGAAACUCUGAGGCGACGCGGAACGCGUAGGAACGGGGAAAUAGUUUCUCACGCGUCCCAUUUGAUGAGUGUGGAACAGGUCUGCAUGCAGAUAAGGAGAAAGGGAAGCGAAGGAGUGACAAGGAGUGGGGAGCGGGGUAGGCAGCGGCGGUUGUGCCACUACUAGAGUGACGAGCGUGAUCGGCUUCUGCAGAAUUCUAUUUCUAGUCGCCUUGAAGACGUGUAGGCAGGCUCGCCACAAAACCACUACAGAUAAGCAUGUGUUGCAAUGCCUUGACAUAUUUUCUAUGUGCAAGCAUUCGCGUAGUUCAACGUGGACGACUGAUUUGACAAGAGCGU
Molecule: messenger RNA, 4459 nt
Organism: Toxoplasma gondii ME49
Lineage: Eukaryota; Apicomplexa; Conoidasida; Eucoccidiorida; Sarcocystidae
Product: L-asparaginase, putative
Exons: 2
Coding region: 723-2744 (673 amino acids)
Molecular function (GO): asparaginase activity
Source: RefSeq, a predicted model, not a curated record